Messenger RNA from Pteronotus mesoamericanus, 2411 nucleotides. It is a transcript of the gene ABHD6, whose product is annotated as abhydrolase domain containing 6, acylglycerol lipase. The transcript is spliced from 10 exons. The record is from RefSeq and is a predicted model, not a curated record. Gene Ontology annotation, biological process: acylglycerol catabolic process. Lineage: Eukaryota; Metazoa; Chordata; Mammalia; Chiroptera; Mormoopidae. Gene Ontology annotation, molecular function: monoacylglycerol lipase activity. Bases 213 to 1226 code for a protein of 337 amino acids. Gene Ontology annotation, cellular component: mitochondrion.
CGGAGCUAAGAGCCGCUCGGGAGCCAGGGUUGCGGACAGACCGAGCCGCGGACUGUGCGGAGGGCCGGCGUGGGAUCGUGCGGCAGGAACCAGGCUGCAGAGGUCCCGUUAGAAUCUCAUUUCAUCUUCUGCCAGAACUAGUAGCAGUUGGAGAAGAAGGCUGUGCUCUUUAAACCGUAUCCUGCAGGUGCCAGCCAGCAUCGAAGAACAGGAUGGAUCUUGAUGUGGUUAACAUGUUUGUGAUCGCGGGCGGGACUCUGGCCAUCCCAAUCCUGGCAUUUGUGGCCUCGUUUCUCCUGUGGCCUUCAGCGCUGAUAAAAAUCUAUUAUUGGUACUGGCGGCGGACAUUGGGCAUGCAGGUCCGCUACGCUCACCAUGAAGACUAUCAGUUCUGUUAUUCCUUCCGCGGCAGGCCUGGGCACAAACCUUCCAUCCUCAUGCUCCACGGGUUCUCUGCACACAAGGACAUGUGGCUCAGCUUGGUCAAGUUCCUUCCAAAGAACCUACACUUGGUCUGCGUGGACAUGCCAGGACAUGAGGGUACCACCCGCUCUUCCCUGGAUGACCUGUCCAUAGAUGGGCAAGUCAAGAGGAUACACCAGUUUGUGGAAUGUCUCAAGUUGAACAAAAAACCAUUCCACCUGAUAGGUACCUCCAUAGGUGGCAAUGUGGCCGGGGUGUACGCUGCUUACUACCCAUCAGAUGUCUGCAGCCUGUCUCUCGUGUGCCCCACUGGGCUGCAGUACUCAAGUGAUAAUCAGUUCAUACAACAGCUCAAAGAACUGCAGGACUCGGCUGCAGUAGAGAAGAUUCCCCUGAUCCCAACCACCCCAGAAGAGAUGAGUGAAAUGCUCCAGCUCUGCUCCUACGUCCGCUUCAAGGUGCCCCAUCAGAUCCUGCAAGGCCUUGUUGAUGUCCGCAUCCCUCAUAACAGCUUCUACCGAAAGCUGUUUUUGGAAAUCAUCAAUGAGAAGUCGAGAUACUCCCUCCAUCAGAACAUGGACAAGAUCAAGGUCCCAACGCAGAUCAUUUGGGGGAAACAAGACCAGGUGCUCAAUGUGUCCGGGGCAGACACGUUGGCCAAGUCAAUUGCCAACUGCCAAGUGGAACUUUUGGAAAACUGUGGGCACUCAGUUGUGAUGGAGAGGCCCAGGAAGACAGCCAAGCUCAUCAUCGACUUUUUAGCUUCUGUGCACAAUACAGAAAACAACAAGAAGCUGGACUGAGGCCUGGGCUGCAGCCUGCAAUCCGCCACACAUCCACACCCAUCUCCAAAAUCUGACGCAGCCACACUUCUCAGGGAUCCUGACCCAAAAGUGUUCAGAGCGCCGGCACCCCUGAGGAAGCCAGUCCCCUGUCGCCAGUCAGAUCCACAGAGCUUUGGGGGCCACAAAAAAUCUCCAAGAUGUUUUUCACAAAAUAGAGACUCAUAUGGGACAAAAUAAGAAAACCCAGCCUUUAGAUCUACCGAGAAGUCUUCAAGUUCAUGUUGCAAAGCAGCCACCUUAAACCAUAAUCACCCAAGACAUCAAUUUCUUUAAAACAUUUCUUACAGUCUGAGACUUAGGUAUUUCUGUUGCUUCAGAUAUUCUCCCCCUGCAUGAUCAGUGGCUGUUGUAGGAACACUAGUCCCCAUUCGCCGAGUCCCUCUUGUUUGAGUUUUACAUGGAGACCCAGUCCAUCAGCUGCAAGACCAGGUUGGAAAAUGGCAAGCUACAGAAAAUAUUUACACAUGCAGGGGGGCCUUGUCCCACCUCAGCCAGCCCUGAGAGCAGCAGUGGACAUACCGGCGCUUGGGGGGUUUGAUCAGCGCACGUGUCACAUAUACCGUGAGUGAACUCAGACCCUCACAGUAUGAAGAAUUCCUGGCAGGGUGGGUUUCCUGGGAAUAGUUUAUUUUUACAAAUAGAACUAAUGAAGCAAUAAUGUUCUAGGUAUCUAUCUAGAUAAUCAGACUUGAGUUCUAAAUAAUCAGACACGCGAGCACCUUGUGGGCCUCUUUUCUAUGCUGCUGUGCUACUGAAAACCCUUGGACGUAAAAUACUAGUUUCUUAAUGAAUUCUGUGAAUUCUGUGAACAGUAAUGUGAUUGAAAAUAAGUCUAAACAACUGUAAAUGACCACAGUGAUAUGAAGUAAAUGUUCUAAGUCCAGAUCAACAACAUGCAGGCAGUUGCUAUUUCUAAGCUCUUAAUUUUGUGCAAUGUUGGCAGGUUUUCUGUUAACUGUGUUAAGUGUGUUUUAAACUGUUUAUUCUAUAGGCAUUGGAAGAUCUUGCUUGGAUGACUUAUUAGUUUCAUUUUAAGAAAUCAUGUUUACAAUUUUUAUUCAAUUGAAAUGGUAUAUCAAAACAAAGGCAAGUCACCAAAAUAUUCCUUUGGGCCCUCUUCUGUUGCAUUUAGGAACCCUAAAA